UUCGGCCUUCGUCAGUUGGAUCUCUCACUACUCUCGCAACUGUGGGCGCUCAACGAUUCGAUACAGGAAUUUCGUACGAUGCUAGAGUCACAGGAACUUGAACCUGACUCGUAUUCGCCACACUCACCGACGCCCUCCUCUUACGAUUCCGUCUCAAGUGAUGCCGAAGAUGAAACUUCAGCCACAACAAAUAAAACAAAAAAGAGCAAAUCAGCCGACAUUAAUAAACCAAAAAUAAUAACAACACAACCAAAAUUAACUCAACGUUCCAACUCAGCAACGGAACGAACAAGUAAUCUAAGUGCGACAGCACCACAACGACCAUCACCGCCGAAAAUUCUCGAUAUGAGACCUGUACCGCGCAUGCGCAGUGCGCCACCACCACCGCCCGUCAAUCGCAAAUCGGCAGCACCGCCACGCCCCACAUGAUGCUACCUAACCGACUUCCUCGCCAGCGUAAAGAUGGUCAUGUGCAAAGCGAUUAUAA
This is a messenger RNA of Rhagoletis zephyria (snowberry fruit fly), 487 nucleotides long. Its product is annotated as probable inactive serine/threonine-protein kinase slob2. NCBI's taxonomy places the organism in Eukaryota, Metazoa, Arthropoda, Insecta, Diptera, Tephritidae. The record is from RefSeq and is a predicted model, not a curated record.